AUGUUUAAUCCGCUGCAGUUUCGCCGGAGACUGUCGAACGACGAGUCCAGCGACGACAGUUCAGACGAGCGGCCGGGAAUUGGCGGUCUGGGGGGGCCGCGAACCGAGACACCGGACCAUGAUAUGGAUAGACAGUAUGGAGUGGGUGCCAUGUUGUUGCGACAGAUGGGGUACGUUGACGGCAAGGGAUUGGGAAAAGACCAGCAGGGAAUCACUGCGCCUAUUGAGACGAAGCUCAGGCCGCGCGGGCUCGGCGUUGGUGGUGUUGAGGAGCAGGAAGAGAAGGACUCGUCUGAGGACGAGAAAAUGGGCUCUGACGAGCCGGUCAGUUCUGUGCCCGAACUAUUCGCACUAAUCCAGCAGUUUGAGAAUUUUGGUCUUGUUGUUCCUGUUCAGAUCAAAGAACUGAGCGACGAAGGGUCAGGGUCGCUUGAACUGCGAUCAUCGAUGGCGGAUCUGCUUUUGCGGCUGAAAGACCUCAGGGCCAAGAUCGAGUACGCCAACUACGAGUUAAAGCAGCAGGAAGGAGUGGAGAAGACGUCCAGAGCGCGUUGGACAGCAUUGCAGGAGGUCUAUGACGGAAAAGACACAAAAAUCGACGACCCUGAAGACAGAGAGCUGGUGGAGAAAGUGGUUCUUUCUCGCGUGGAGCCGCUUGUUCGCCAGGCCAUGAACACGUGGGACCCAAAGGACCUGGACUCAGAUGUGAGUGACCGCAUUUUUGAGUGGAAAAAGCAAUACACUCCCGCCGAGGCAGAGCUGGAGGCAGAUCCGUUCCAAGUUCUUGUUGGACAGCUUUGGGAGCAGAAAACUGCUCGGUUUUUCGAGCAAGAAUGGUCUGUUUGGCAGCCAAACUUGGGGAUAGCCAUUUUCGAGGAGUUCCAGGGCCUCGUUGCGCCCAGUUUCUUCACCAAAAUGUUUGAGAAGGUCCUGCUACCAUUAUUCAAAGAGGAACUGGAAAGAUGGACUAUUGGGACCCCUGGCCCAGAAAUUUGGCUGGCCGAUUGGCUCAAUGUGAUGGAUGAGGCCCAGGUCGAUCAGCUGGUGGAGGAGAUUGUUCGCAAGUACUGCGACUGGAUUGUUGCUAAAUGGGACUACUCUCAGGUCCAAGUUCCAGCCAAAGAGAUCCAUCUGAGUUUGUGGCUGGACCUGUACGGCACCGAGAAGCUGGCAAAGUCUGUGGAGAUGGCGGUGAUUAGACGCAGUUUGAACGAGCUACGCAAAAAACGGCCGUCUGCAUCGGAAGUUCUGCUGUUUGUGCAAGUUUUGCAGAAAAAUGGUGUCAGAUACGACAAGAUCGACUAUCUUCUGGAAAAUGAGGUCAUCUACACCUGGAUGGACCAGUUCCUAUCUCUGGAAGAUGAGGAACGUCGGUUCAAGUACGUGGAGUCGUUUCUAGUACAGAUCCUCACCCAUCUGUUACCGAGCUACCAUUUCCCCAGACUGGGCAAGAUUGUGCUUCUGGCCCUAAACCAGCUGGAAUCAGAUACCUACACGGCUGUUUCGCCGGCACAACGACUAAACGUUGUACCGCGAGCCAACUUUUCCACGUUCAAACAGAACUCCAUCCCCGAACUCAUCGCAGCCACCGAGAAACUCACGUUCAAGCCGGAGAAAAAAAUCACCGUCACUUUCAAACAGCUCGUGGACGAGUACUGCCAGGAAAACGACCUGUUUGUGCUGCCGGAACCGGGGCUUGUCACGGGAAAAGCACUCUAUCGCAUCAGUCGCGACAUGAAAACAGGUGUCCUGGUGUACCUGGACGACGACGUUUUAUGGGCACAGCUGGACGAAGACCAGCCAGACGGCUUUGAGCCGAUUGCAUUCGAUCAACUCGAAAACUAUGUACAUUAA
Molecule: messenger RNA, 1854 nt
Organism: Ogataea philodendri
Lineage: Eukaryota; Fungi; Ascomycota; Pichiomycetes; Pichiales; Pichiaceae
Exons: 1
Coding region: 1-1854 (617 amino acids)
Biological process (GO): spliceosomal complex disassembly
Cellular component (GO): U2-type post-mRNA release spliceosomal complex
Molecular function (GO): nucleic acid binding
Source: RefSeq, a predicted model, not a curated record